This is a messenger RNA of Hydatigera taeniaeformis, 603 nucleotides long. The record is from the annotation of a GenBank genome assembly. NCBI's taxonomy places the organism in Eukaryota, Metazoa, Platyhelminthes, Cestoda, Cyclophyllidea, Taeniidae.
AUGGAGGAAGACGAGUACGGGUGCACGGCGUUACACUACGCCACAGAAGGUGGUAGCAGCAUGUUGUGCGUGACCCGUGACCUCCUGGACAGUGGAGCGAAUUGUUUGCACCAAAAUGGAGCCCGUGAGACGCCACUACAUCUUGCAGCAAAACAGGGUUGUGUGGCUACGGUGGAAAGUCUGCUUUGCACCGGCCACGGCCUUUGGUCCAUAAACACUUCUGACGCUCAUGGCCGCACGCCUCUUCACAUUGCCGCUGCCUACGCACAAACUCACGUUGUCUCUUUGCUCAUUGCUAAGGGCAGUAGUUCCCGCAGGUGCCAAAAGGGAAGAACACCACUACAUUGGGCAGCACAAGCAGGAAGCCUGGAGACAUGCAAAGUUAUUCUUGGAGCCAACAUAUGCAUCAUUGACGCUCGUGACUUUCGUGGUAUGACAGCACUGCAUUACGCGGCUCAAAAGGAUCACGAAAAUGUCGUUACGUAUCUGAUGGAUAAGGGAGCGAAAUUUAUACAGGACGGGAACGGACUCUACUUCACGUCUUAUGCUUUUAAAAAGGAGAAUGUGAAAGCUGCACGCGCCAUCAUCUACAACAAGAGGUAA